Messenger RNA from Balearica regulorum gibbericeps (East African grey crowned-crane), 491 nucleotides. The record is from RefSeq and is a predicted model, not a curated record. Lineage: Eukaryota; Metazoa; Chordata; Aves; Gruiformes; Gruidae.
AGAGGGGGAGGCCGAGCACUGCGGCAUGCCUGGAGGAGCACAGCCUAGAGGAGUGCGGUGUGCCUGUCGACGCGGUCCUUGUGCCACUGAGGGAGGCCCUCGACGCCUGCCGCUCCACGGUGCAGNNNCAAGUGUGCGACGACAUCGGGCGGCGGCUGACGGUGCUGGGGGAUGUGUGGGCUCAGGGGAAGCUGUCAGCCCCAGUGAGAAAGAGGAUGAACCUCCUGGUGCAAGAGCUCCAGCAACGGCACUGGAAUGCAGCUGAUGAGAUCCACCGCUCGCUCAUGGUGGACCAUGUGAAUGAGGUGAGCCAGUGGCUGGGGGGGGGCAAACGCCCGAUCGAGCAGCAGGAUUACAGGACUCCUGAGCAAGGCCAUGGCAGCUUCAGGCUUGGCCAAGGGGCUCUGGCCCUGGCAGGGUGUUCUCAGCCCACAAGACAUGAAGGGAAGAGGAAUACCCCUAGCAGCACCCCCAGCAUCACCCAAGGUUGA